Messenger RNA from Momordica charantia (bitter melon), 2952 nucleotides. Lineage: Eukaryota; Viridiplantae; Streptophyta; Magnoliopsida; Cucurbitales; Cucurbitaceae. The record is from RefSeq and is a predicted model, not a curated record.
UAUCCCUUUUAUUUUAUUUAUUUUUAUUUUGUUGUCAUAUUUUAAGCAGCUCAACUUAAUUUCGGUCUAUAUUGAAUUUCUAGAUUUUAUGUUUCGAACAUCAAGUACUACUUCAACACGUAGUCCUUAUCCUACUUCCGGACUUAUCUACUUACAUCUUAUAACUCUCAACUUCUUUUCCACGCUAAAGUACUGAUAUAAGCUUCCUUUUUUUUUUAUUAUAUCAGUGUAGCAAGCCACAAAGUAUUGCAGGAAAAAGACAGGAACUUGAGGCCAUUUAUCACUUCUUGGGAAUCUACUUAGUUGGUUUUCUGGGCUCACUUUCUGCAGCUAUUGUCUACUACUUCUACAUUUGGCUAUCUCAAAGCUCUCCUUCACUUCAACACUUGGCAUUUAUUAGCUUAGCUGGAACCUUCCACUGGACACCAUUCACUGUAAUUGCUUAUGCUACCAUAUUUGCUGAAGUCCCUUCAAAUGCAACUAGCUUUGCCAUCUUAUUUUCCUCCACGUACUUAUUUCACGGCAUAAUACUUUGCAUCCUCACAUUUAUUCUGAAAUAUCUCCUCACCACUAAGCCCAACAUGGAGCAAAAUCCCCUGAAAAUAUGGCUUUGUCAUAGAAUUACCAUCGCCAGCCACCUUAGAUUUGCUAAACUCUUGUCUGGAACAGAAGCCUUCUGCAUAUAUCUGCGCCUUUUAGGUGCAGUAGUUGGCAAGCAUUGUUCAAUCAGAGCAAUCAAUCCAGUAUCAGAUCCGGAACUAAUUUCUAUUCGUACCUCUGUCCAUCUUGGUGACUUCAGCAGGAUUAUUUCUGGAUUCUAUUCAACUAAUGGGCUUACUCGUGGGAAGAUUGAGGUACAAAACAAUGCUGUUAUAGGCAGCCAAAGUACAGUCCUCCCUGGAUCAGUGGUUCAAGAAAAUGUUAUUCUUGGUGCACUCUCAGUUGCUCCAAUGAAUUCAACACUCAUAAAGGGAGGUGUUUAUGUUGGUUCUCGAACUCCAGUCAUGAUCAAGAAUACGAUGCACGUGUUGGAUGAAAGGAUAGAAAAGAUGGACAUGAUAUACAAGAAGAUAGUUGGCAACCUGGCUGCAAAUUUAGCUGCUACGACUUUGAAAGUCAAAACAAGGUAUUUCCAUCGAAUUGGCGUUAGUGGGAAGGGACAUUUAAAAAUAUAUGACAAUAUUAAAGGUUUACCUGAUCACAAGAUAUUCUCUGCUGGGAAGACUUACCCCGUCUUCAUAAGACAUAGCAAUAGCUUAAGCGCCGAUGACGAUGCCCGGAUCGACGCUCGUGGUGCAGCAUUGAGAAUAUUUUCAGACGAAUCAGACACUAGCCCACUCCUUGACUUGACAUUGAAAACAGGCAAUGCGUUCUAUGCAAGGACAAUUGCAGAUUUUGCAACAUGGCUGGUCUGUGGGCUUGCUGCAAGAGAGGAACAUGUCAAGAGAGUACCACAUAUACGUGAUGCAGUAUGGAAUUCUCUCCGGCUAUCCGAUUCAUAUGCAGAACUACACUAUUACUCAAACAUUUGUCGGCUGUUCCGAUUCAAAUAUGGACAGGAAAUGUAUGUGAAGUUCAAAUUGAGGCCUUACGAUAAAACAAUCAACGAGGAUUCUGGUAAGGUUGAGCCAGUUGGAAUUCUCCCACCAGAGACAGGUGCCAUGCCAAGAGCAGAUGAUGACAAACGCCCCUUGCUGUUUUUGGCUGAAGAUUUCCAGAGUCGCGUGAACUCUCCUGGAGGAAUUCGUUACGUUUUUCAGCUCCAAAUUCGUCCAGUUUCACAUGGUGAGGUUGACCGCGACACUGCACUUGACUGCACCAAACCCUGGGAUGAGGCUGAGUUUCCAUGUCUAGAUAUUGGGGAGAUUAAAAUCGACCAAAGUCUAUCAAAAGAAGAAUCUGAAGCACUGGAAUUUAACCCCUUUCUCCGAUGUCCCGAGGUUGAUGUUAUUUCAGCAACAUCAGCCUCCCAGAGUGCUUCAAUCGAUCAUGGACGUUCAUUGAUAUAUGAGAUUUGUCAGCAUUUGCGAAACGGAAGCCCUCUUCCAGAAGCCUGGAAGAUCUUCCUCGAACAAUCAGAUACAAAAGUAGAUCUUUCUGGUUGCCCAGUAGCAGCAGCAGUAAAGCGAAGGGACAAUGAAAAGGCGGCGCUGGACAGGACUUGGUUUCAGAACUUCUGGGUUACAUUCUCUCAACCACUAUUACAAACAGCUCUGCCUUAUUUCAUUAUAGGUUUGGUCAUCUUUUUUCCACUAGCUUAUGUUAUGCACUUGAAGGAAGACAAAAAACUUCCAUUGCAGUGGUUGCUUCCAUUGUUGUGGGUGUCUUCUGGGAUUAUAGCUGCUCUUUGUUGUGUCCUGGCGAAAUGGGUUCUAGUGCAGAAGAAGAAAGACGGGGAAUCGAUAGGCAUUUGGAGCAUAAGGAUUUUCAUGGACACAAUAUGGCAGGCCAUUAGAACGCUGGUGGGAGAUUAUUUCAUGGAAAUGACAACUGGGUCUUUCAUAUUUGUCCUGAUAAUGAAGUUGAUGGGUUCAGAUGUGGAUUUGGAUCAAGGGACUUAUGUAGACAGCAUGGGAGCUCUGUUGAAUCCCGAGAUGGUGAAGAUUCAUAAAGGUGGUAGUGUGGGAAGAGAAGCACUACUAUUUGGACACAUAUAUGAAGGAGGAGGAGAAGUUAAGUUUGGAAAGAUUGAGAUUGGAGAAGGUGGCUCUGUGGGUAGCAGAGCUAUAGCCAUGCCUGGAGUAAGAGUGGAGAGUGAAGCAAGUCUUGCAUCUCUCUCUUUGGCCAUGAAAGAAGAAAUCGUUAGGGCAAGUUAGUUCUGAGACGACUUGAUACCAUCUUUCCUAAGAUGGUUGAAUAAUAAAUUGUUGUAUGAAUGUAGUUUGAUGGUGUUUGCACUCUUCAAACCUAUAUGUUAAAUAAAGGAAACAUAACAAGUUAUGCUCACCUUUG